Bombus terrestris (buff-tailed bumblebee) is the source of this 623-nucleotide messenger RNA. It is a transcript of the gene GatC, whose product is annotated as glutamyl-tRNA(Gln) amidotransferase subunit C, mitochondrial. Gene Ontology annotation, molecular function: glutaminyl-tRNA synthase (glutamine-hydrolyzing) activity. Bases 35 to 442 code for a protein of 135 amino acids. The record is from RefSeq and is a predicted model, not a curated record. Gene Ontology annotation, cellular component: mitochondrion; glutamyl-tRNA(Gln) amidotransferase complex. NCBI's taxonomy places the organism in Eukaryota, Metazoa, Arthropoda, Insecta, Hymenoptera, Apidae. Gene Ontology annotation, biological process: regulation of translational fidelity; glutaminyl-tRNAGln biosynthesis via transamidation; mitochondrial translation. The transcript has a single exon.
AAGUAAGAAUACUAUUAUAAAUAACAUUCUACAAAUGGCACUUGUUCGAUAUACUCAACGACUGAAUUAUAUAUUUUUACCAAUGUUUUCAAAUUCAGUCCUUUAUCAUCGUUCUAUGAAGCCCAUAGAUUCGAGUUCAACAGUGCCAGUUAUAAAACAAGAGACAAUACAAAAAAUAGAACAAUUAUCUUUACUUAAUGUUGAUGACGAUUAUGGUUUGUCCGUCCUAAAAGCUGCAAUUAUUUUUACAGAAAAUUUACGCAAUACAAAGGUUAAUAAAGAAAUCGAACCUAUGUAUAGUCCAUUUGAGACAGAAUCUAUGCUUUUGCGAAAUGAUAAUGUAGAGCAUAACAUAUCUAGAAAAGAAAUCUUAAUGAAUGCUACUAUUACAGAGGAAGAAUAUUUUGUAGCUCCAUUGCAGACUAUUGUACAAGCAUCAUGAAUAUAGGAAAUAUACUAAAGGAAUUAAGUUCACAUUUUAUUAGUCUUACAAAAUGCGGGCUUAAAUAUGGCCCUCAAGGUAAAAUGCUACUAAGAAAUCUCGAAGAACAAUGGUUUUUAAAUUGCAUUACAAUGUCACGCUAUAAUAUAUUCUUAUCAGAUGAAUUUAAUCAGACUCUAAA